AUGGCGGGGCGACGGGGAUGGGGCUGGCGGGCAUGUGGGUGGUCCGUGUGUCCUUCCGCGACUUUUGACGUUCUGGACGUGCAGGGCGGCUCGAGGACGGCUACGGGGCAGCGGCUUGGCAGCGGGAGGUCGGGCUUGGCUGGCGGCUUCUGCAACCUCAGGCAGCCAAAUUUUCGGCAGGUUGCGCGACGGAGCUUCUCUGGCACCUUUGCCUCCGAAAACACCCCGCCAGGACUUCCAACCGCCUCCGUCACAAUGGGUCAAUACUACAACCUUUUCGGCCAGAAGCUUGCCAUGGGUGUUCUCGGCUCCCUCUUCGGCGGUGUCUACCUCGCUUCCGGCGGCAGCAGCAAGACCCCUGCUACUCCCCCCAUCAACGCUUCCAGCUCUGAUGAGGCCGACUUCAUCAAGAAGUUCCUCGAGACCUCCGAGACCACCGAGAAGCAGGCUCCCGCUGCUGCCCCCGCCAAGCACUAA
Molecule: messenger RNA, 477 nt
Organism: Neurospora tetrasperma FGSC 2508
Lineage: Eukaryota; Fungi; Ascomycota; Sordariomycetes; Sordariales; Sordariaceae
Exons: 4
Coding region: 1-477 (158 amino acids)
Biological process (GO): proton motive force-driven ATP synthesis
Source: RefSeq, a predicted model, not a curated record